Messenger RNA from Ahaetulla prasina, 1687 nucleotides. RefSeq names its product secreted phosphoprotein 1 (gene SPP1). Gene Ontology annotation, biological process: positive regulation of bone resorption; osteoblast differentiation; cell adhesion. The coding region runs from base 190 to 1101 and encodes 303 amino acids. The record is from RefSeq and is a predicted model, not a curated record. The transcript has 7 exons. Lineage: Eukaryota; Metazoa; Chordata; Lepidosauria; Squamata; Colubridae. Gene Ontology annotation, molecular function: extracellular matrix binding.
CAGUUUAAAUUCAGAGGUCUGCAGAUGGGAAAACAGAAGAAGAAGAGGAGAGUGAGUGGAAGUAACUGGAGUGACUUCAGCAUUGCUCUGAGCUUCACUAACCUAGCUGCGGAUUGCUGUCUGAGGAUCUAAGCAUCACUCCAGGAAUUUACCAAGGGUUUGCAAACUAUUCCACAAGGAUCAGUCAUCAUGAAAAUCGCGGUGCUUAUCUUGUGUCUUUUCACCGUUGCCUUUGCCUUACCAAUCAGCAAAUCGAGACAUCAUGACGAUUCUAGGAGUGCAGAAAGAAAACAUGACUCCAGAGAAAAUGAAGCUUACGCACACCAUCAUCCCCACCACAAUUCCCAUAGCCAUGAACACAGUCAAGAGCAUGGAAACAGCCAUGAACAUAGUCAAGAGUCACCAGAACAUACAUCUUCUCAACUGAACUCUCAGUCUUUGGAGGAUCGUGAUGAGAUCACUGAGCAACAGACCCUUUUGGCCUCUUCCAGCAAAAGUCAUGAAGAUGAUGAUGAUCAUAGUGAUGUUUCCAAAGACGACGAUCAUCCGGAUUCAGAUGAAUCCGAUGAGUCUCAUGAAACCGUCACUGACUUUCCCACUGAGGCUCCCACCACUAAUUCCAGAGGAGACGUCCCAUUUUAUGAAUUCAGGUCAAAAGUUGACCAGAUGAGUUUGGAAAGAUCUGGAAAGUUCGAUUCUCAAGACGUUUCCGAUGAAGUGGACAGCAGCCCAGAUGAUGAAAGCCAUGAAUAUGCUAAGGCCCGUUCUCUGGAAAGCCACGAAAGAGACGACAAAAGUAACCUGAGGGACAGCAAUGAAGUCCACAGUGCAUCUCACGACACAAGUCUAGAGGACCACAGCCCAGAAAAACCUGAGAGUGUGGAAGACAGCCGCGACCACAGCAAAGCUGCCCUUUCCUUAGAAAGCACGGAGAGCGGAGAGCAGAGAAAAGAUCACAGUGAGGAACUCCAACAGCUAGACAGCAGUCCCGAUGAUGUCAGCAACCAAACUUUGGAAAGCGCCGAAGAUCACCACAGCGCCGAAGACCAACAUAGUGUUGAGCAUCACGAUAGUGUUGAGGACAAUGAGGUCAUUCUCUAAAAGGGUUAAGAUAGGCCGAUAUUUCUCUGAGGGAGCUCGCCAGACGUUUUGCAUGUAAGGGCCCAACUAAGAUCAAAGCCCAACUCCUCCAUCACCAGUGUUUUUGUUUUGCUGAGUUGCAAAAAAAGAGAGAGAGAGAGUGAGUGAGUGAGAAGGCCAACACAACUUGAAUGUUUGCUCCCACUUAUAUACACAUAAUUCGGAUUUCAGGCCGUAGCAAUUUGUAACUAGCAGCAAAUGUAAACAAUGCUGCCCGGUCCUGUUCAUGCUUAUUUGGGAGUCGAUCUGAUAGAUCUUCAGUAGAAUUUGCUCCAGAUAAACAUGCUUAGGAUAUUAGUGUUUAAAUGAACAAUAAGAGUAGUCAUGAUGAUUAGAGAAUAUUAAUGCCCUACUUGGUGCGUAAGUCCCGCUCUGUCUCACAGUCGCUUGCUCUGAAGAAGAAAGAGGAAAAAAUGCUUGGGAAAAAUCUAGUUUUACAUUCCCACUGAUUUUUUGUGUAUCUUACAAUGCUGUACUUCUGAAAUGUUUAAUAUUGCAGUGUAUAUUUUGUUGACAGUUGUGAGUUAAAUAAAGUGACAAAACUGUA